AUGAAGUCUUCGAUUAUUGUUAUUUCUUCUUUAGCCCAUUUCGCUGUCUCUCAGACAGCGGAUUGGGGUCAGUGUGGUGGCACAAACUGGAGUGGAGAUACCACUUGCAAUGCAGGCUGGUACUGCUCGUAUCAAAACCAGUGGUAUAGCCAGUGCGUUCCACAGUCAAGCCCUUCUUCCUCAGCAACAACUCUAUCCACUGUCAUAUCCUCAUCGACAUCCUCCAUCAGCACUACCAGUCCAGCAGGUAGUAGCUCCUCUGGUUCUGCCAGCUCUUUCCCCAGCACUAGCGGAACCCAGUUUGUGAUUGAUGGUAAAAAGGGGUACUUUGCCGGCACCAAUUCGUACUGGCUUCCCUUUCUCACAAACAAUGCCGAUGUUGAUUUGGUCAUGGGCCAUUUGCAGCAGUCGGGCCUCAAGGUAUUGCGGGUUUGGGGCUUCAACGACGUUAACUCUAUGCCCAGCUCUGGCACGGUUUGGUUUCAGCUUCUUUCAAAUGGUCAGCAGACGAUCAAUACAGGCCCUGAUGGGUUGCAGCGUCUGGAUUAUGUUGUGAAGUCUGCUGAAGCUCAUGGUAUCAAGCUGAUUAUCAACUUUGUGAAUAAUUGGAAUGACUACGGUGGUAUGAAUGCAUAUGUGAAGAAUUACGGAGGCAACCAAACCGGAUGGUAUACAAAUGACGCAGCUCAAGCCGCCUAUAAGACGUAUAUUAAGACGGUUAUCAGUAGUUACAUUGGCUCCUCUGCCAUAUUUGCUUGGGAAUUGGCCAAUGAGCCCCGCUGCAAUGGAUGUAGCACCGACAUCAUCUACAAUUGGGCUCAAUCAACAAGCCAGUAUAUCAAGUCACUUGAGCCGAAUCGCAUGGUGUGCAUUGGCGACGAAGGCAUGGGUCUGAAGGUUGGCUCGGAUGGUAGCUAUCCUUUUGGAUAUUCCGAAGGAAAUGAUUUCGAAAGAACGUUGACUAUUCCCACCAUCGAUCUUGGAACUAUUCACCUCUACCCAAGUCAAUGGAGUGAGACGGAUUCAUGGGGCUCCUCCUGGCUUACAGCCCACGGCCAAGCCUGCAAAAACGCUGGGAAGCCAUGCCUUCUCGAAGAGUAUGGAUCCACAAGCCACUGCCGCUCUGAGGCUCCCUGGCAAUCAACCGCUGUAAGUUCCGUUGGUGCGGAUCUAUUCUGGCAAUGGGGCGAUGCUUUGAGCACCGGGCAGUCUCCAAACGAUGAGUAUAGCAUAUUCUACGGUAGUAGUGACUACACUUGCUUGGUAACAGAUCACGUCAGCGCAAUCAACUCGUCUUAA
Messenger RNA from Talaromyces stipitatus ATCC 10500, 1299 nucleotides. Its product is annotated as endo-1,4-beta-mannosidase, putative. The transcript has 3 exons. Gene Ontology annotation, molecular function: cellulose binding; hydrolase activity, hydrolyzing O-glycosyl compounds. The record is from RefSeq and is a predicted model, not a curated record. Gene Ontology annotation, biological process: carbohydrate metabolic process. Gene Ontology annotation, cellular component: extracellular region. NCBI's taxonomy places the organism in Eukaryota, Fungi, Ascomycota, Eurotiomycetes, Eurotiales, Trichocomaceae. The coding region runs from base 1 to 1299 and encodes 432 amino acids.